UGCGUCGACUGAAUCGACUGAACCGGCUCCAUCGACUCAAGCACCGGCCAUAGUUGACAACGGGCCUUUGUCUGACGUCUCGACGUCGACUCCAACUCCCACUCAGCUGAGUACUCCAGCCAGUACAGUGCCAGCGUCUACAAUCGCCUCUGUAGUCCAAGGAGACCCGACCAUGCUACAACAAGAUGUAUUUGUCCCGCUACCAACGGGACCUGUGCCCUCGAGCGUCACGUCGAGGAACGAUCAUCCGGUGCCCAGGGAGGGGAUCACCAAUUCUACGGGCCCCGUUGAGACGAACAAGUUCUACGCGGGAUUCUUUCUCGGUUCACAGUCGAACGUAACGUUCACCCAUCCGUAUUCCAUGGCGUGGUCAAAGGGCGGUGGUAUGACCAAGAGCUGGGGGUUGGCCAUCUCGCACAUCGAGUCAAAUCUGCUCGCAAUGGGCCCGGCAGACUCUCGCCUCCCCGGAAACCCGGCGUCCUACUACAUCAACCCGAUCGGGAUUCAGUCCCUGGUCUUGUCCGCUGCGGAAUUGGACACGUCAACCGUGCUGACGACGGACAACCCGAUGGCCUUCUCCGCUCACAUCUCCCUGCAGCCACAAGCCGGAUCGUCGCAGAAAAUCACAUUUCCCCUGGUUCAGGGGAUGGCCUUUGUGACAGGCAUCUACACCAACCUGACGCCUGUGAUUGAAAGCGGCGUAGGGUUUCUCAAGCUCGUCACGGCCGGGUCUCCCCGCUCGGGGAUCUUCAAGUACCAGGCGACUCUAGAAGAUGGAACAUCAUGGCUCAUUUACGUGACACCAUCAAUCGGGGGAGCUGAUCCUAACUUGAACUUGACCUCCAACUCUGCGAUACGUGGGCCCGCGGGAUUCACCGGUACAGUUCAAGUAGCCAAGAACCCGGCCGGCACGCUGGGCGAAAAGUUCUACGACAACUCGUCCGGCGUGUACCCGGUGGAGGGCAGCGUGGCCGGGAGUGUGUCUGCCACGACAGGCACUUACGCGCUGACAUGGAAGAAGGCCGGUAAAAACGUGGACAGUACGCCGUUGCUGAUGUACGCGCUGCCGCACCAUGUGGAAUCCUUCGACAACAGCACGAGCGGGCGCGUGGUGAACAUGCACCUGCGGACAUCGACCAAGGGCAACGCGACGGCGGUGGUGGGUGAGUCGUGGGUGAUGACCGAGGCGGAUCUACCGAUGGAUAUGGGGUUUGCACCCUGGACGCCCGCCAAGGGCAGUGUGCGGGUGCUAUCGAGCACGGCGCAACAGGCGGUGCUUGCAGCAGCCCCGACGGAGCUGCAGCAGGACGUGAUUGCGCAGUCGGACCUGGACAGCAUGUACUUCAGCGGCAAGGUGCUGAGCAAGUUUGCGACGCUGGUGUACACGGUGAGCCAGCUGGGCCAGGACCCGACGAGCGCGGCGACAGCACUGGCGAACCUGAAGACCAGCUUCGCACGGUUCAUCAACAACCAGCAAAAGUUCCCCCUGGUGUACGAUGCGGUGUGGCACGGGGUGGUUUCGUCGGCCAGCUACGGGGGCGACUCCGGGGCCGAUUUCGGCAACACAUACUACAACGACCACCACUUCCACUACGGGUAUUUCAUCCAUGCGGCGGCGAUCAUCGGGGCGCUGGACCCGAGCUGGCUGACGGCCAACAAGGACUGGGUCAACAUGCUGGUGCGGGAUGCAGGCAACGCCGCCGCAGACGACCCGUACUUCCCCUUCUCGCGGUCCUUUGACUGGUUCCACGGCCACUCGUGGGCGAAAGGGCUGUUUGAGUCGUCGGACGGCAAAGACCAGGAGUCCACGUCGGAGGACGUCAUGUUCGCCUAUGCGCUCAAGAUGUGGGGGAAGACGAUUGGCGAUGCGAGCAUGGAGGCCCGCGGUAACCUCAUGUUGGGGGUUCUGCGGCGCUCCCUGCGCAACUACUUCCUCCUCGAGAGUACUAAUGAAAACCAACCGGGAGGGUUUGUUGGUAAUAAAGUGACUGGCAUUCUAUUUGAAAACAAAGUCGACCACACCACGUACUUUGGCAAUAAUCUUGAAUACGUGCAAGGGAUUCAUAUGCUCCCCCUCCUUCCCAGUUCAGCGUAUGUGCGCCGAACGAGCUUCGUGGCAGAGGAAUGGAACGCCAUCUUCGCCGCCAACGCAUCCGACCCGGCGGCCAACGUCGUCGGGGGGUGGAAGGGGGUGAUCUACGCGAACCUGGCGCUGAUCGAUCCGGUCUCUUCCUACAACUUUUUUGCCCAGUCCAAUUUUGAUUAUAGUUGGAUCGACGGGGGGGCGUCUCGCACAUGGUACUUGGCGUAUGCAGCCGGUAUGUCUUGUCAUCAUACCUUGCCUAGGUAUAUUUGGCUAAUUCAUUGCAGGUCUCGGCGGUGCAUAAUCGUCUCUCUCUCUCUCUCUCUCUCUCUCUCUCUCUCUCUUUCUUCUUCUCUUUCUCUCUCUUUCUUCGCUCCUGGCUCUUCUGAUUUUGGCAGUAACUAAUAUAUAGACUCUAGAUGGAUGGAUUACAUUGGCAUGGACUCGCAUACUCUAGUACCCAGUACCUACUAUUGUACUAUUGUACUAUGUACUAUGUACUAUGUACUAUUGUGCUAUUAUAGAUAUCUACAGACUAAACCCCCUAUGGCCUAGUGUGGCUCGCGAGUCAGUGACGUCCUAAAUAGGCUAGUCUCUUAGUCAGGUCUGAUUACAUAAAAAUGACGUCAUCAUCUCACUUUGUUUACAUCCAUAGUGAGUCCCAGGAGAGCUGUCAUCUUGGGACCUCUGAUAAAGGAGAGAAAUAUAAUAACUAGAGAGCUCAUACUCAACUCUCUCUCUUUAUGACAUUACGACUCUAUCUAUAAUUAUAUUAUAUCUCUACUCAGUACUCCGCAAACAAA
This is a messenger RNA of Penicilliopsis zonata CBS 506.65, 2886 nucleotides long. RefSeq lists its product as hypothetical. Gene Ontology annotation, cellular component: cell surface. Lineage: Eukaryota; Fungi; Ascomycota; Eurotiomycetes; Eurotiales; Aspergillaceae. The coding region runs from base 173 to 2488 and encodes 771 amino acids. Gene Ontology annotation, molecular function: endo-1,3(4)-beta-glucanase activity; glucan endo-1,3-beta-D-glucosidase activity. The transcript is spliced from 4 exons. The record is from RefSeq and is a predicted model, not a curated record.